CUUUGGUACAUAAUAAAGCUGUAUUGUACCUGAGUUGUACCUUUAUGUAAGCACUGAGGGGGGCAGAGAAGAAGCUAGAACUAAUCAACCAAUCAUCAUCCACUUAUCGAACCAUCAAUUCAUCAAUCUAUCUAUCGCAACCUUCUCGCCUAUGUGACGAUGUCGAUUCGACUGCGUAGGAAUUGACGCCUUUGAAAUAUCGUAUCUGAACCCCGACUAUAUGUAUAUAUGCGAAACCUGAAAAUUAUGAUUGAAGCCUGGACAUUCCCGCAAUACCAGACCUAAGCUAUUCAUCAUCAUCACCAUCGAAGACUCAAGAUGGUGGUCCGAACCACUUCGCUCAACUCGCUCAAGAAAUUCCUCCCCAAGAUACACCAACCCUUACCGUUGACCCACCGCGAGUCCCAACAGCUGCUCGAUUCCAUUACAAAAUCCUUCCGAAAGAACCUCGAUAAGGAACACCCGUGGGAGCAGCACGAUGAUAUAACAUCGCAGACUUCUAUACCCCAAACCAAAAAACCUAUCCUUUCGACAUCUCUCCCCUCUUCGUCUUCUUCGAUAGAUACCCCUGGCCAGCAACAUCCGACAGAUCAACACUUACGCGCCAUUCUCUCCAACCCCCUCUUUUCCCACCAAGGAAAGAAGAAACUACCUUCGGCGUCUAGGGACCCUCUCGAUGUCUUCGAUUCUGCUGUGUCGCGGGGUCUUAUGACCCCGCAACGUGCUGCCGGUUUUCUCGCCAAGGUACGGUCCCAGAUUGGAGGCGAAUCAGCCGACGAUAUUCGGCGGGGUAUGGCCGCCUCCGGGGCUGGGUUACGAGUGGUGCAAUGGCUUCGGGCCUCCGGUCUAGAAAAUGACCUGCAAUUCAGUUCUAACUCGGCCUUGUUUGCGGCCCUUAUACCCUUUAUGUAUGCCGAAGGCCUUGAGGAAAUAGCUUGGACAUGGGUCGCGCGCCUAUCUAUAUGCGACAAGACCGACGAUGUCAAGAAGCUUCACAUAUCGACCCUGUCGGCCCUAUUGUUCGCCAUCGUGAACCAGACGAGUCAUACGUACUCUGGGGUGAAGACCAGCCUUGACCCCUCCUACGAGGCUAUAAUACGCGCGAACGAUAUACUGCCUACACAGAACGAAGUAGCGUUCAAAAGUUUCCGGAAGGCGUGGGCUAGAUUGUCUUGGAUUUCUACGGUGUGCGCUUCGGAACGGCCAAAACCCUCAGCACCUCUGUUCGAAACGUUCGUCGAUAUAGGACGCCCGUGGAAGAUGCCGAUGGAUAUGGCGCAUCUGGAGCUCCAUCACCCCCUCAUGCCCAACCAUUCUGCUGCUGUUCGGUUCUUACAUAACAGUUCCGAUUCCGCAAAUCUUCAUCCAUCUACCCGCAGGCGGCUUGUUUGCUUAGCUCUGGAUACAGCUGAUCGGCUGAAAGAAGUCGGAGAUGCAGACGAGGUCUCCUGGGUUGAACGAUUCUUGCUAAGAAUAGAAGACGACUUGAACUUGGCAUUUUUAGUGCGCCUGCAAAGGACUUGAUAGCAUCCGAAUUACCUAUUUAUCGUAUGAUAUAAGAGGCACGGAAUCACAGCAUGAGGAUGGGAAUGGCCAUAGUGCUGUUCAAUGUUUUUAUUAUGGGAUAGGAAAUCUAGGUUGGACUGGCGUUUCGAGGGAUUGGGCAUGGCGUGUUAUAUACCGAGCUUUAUUCCAAUGAAAUGGGAAUCGAAGUUCGCCAUGCAGCAUUUAAGGGCUAUCAGCAGCAUAAGCACUUAACAAUAAAAUUACUAUUGUAUAUCUUGAUUCACCUCCUCUUAUGUUCCCCUCCUACACUUGUCAGAUGUAUUCUAAUCAAUUCGUAUAAAUACGUUGCAUGUAAUUAUUUAC
Messenger RNA from Daldinia vernicosa, 1869 nucleotides. RefSeq lists its product as uncharacterized. The coding region runs from base 319 to 1524 and encodes 401 amino acids. NCBI's taxonomy places the organism in Eukaryota, Fungi, Ascomycota, Sordariomycetes, Xylariales, Hypoxylaceae. The transcript has a single exon. The record is from RefSeq and is a predicted model, not a curated record.